Porites evermanni is the source of this 9119-nucleotide messenger RNA. Lineage: Eukaryota; Metazoa; Cnidaria; Anthozoa; Scleractinia; Poritidae. The record is from the annotation of a GenBank genome assembly.
AUGAUUGAGUAUAACACUCUAUCUGAGUAUUUAUUCCUUCUAAGGGGCGUGGCUGAAUCUCUUGCACCCCAUGGCCCCUCUAUCAUGUUGUAUUUGGCAGCUGCAGUUUCUGACUUUUAUGUUCCAUCCCAGGAUAUGGUAAGUUUGAAAAAUUAUACUCAACAUCUCCAGUUAAAUUCCGUUAUUUAGAGACUUUAGUAUACGACGGUGACAAUGGCGGUGGGGAUGCCAAAAAAGCAAUAGGGCCAACAAGCAAAACAACAACUUCGCACAUGCUGAACACUUUCUUGUACACUUGUUUGCCGUUCCUGCAGACCACAAUGUGAAAUCUGCGUAUGCAAUGACUUAUGUAGGAUGUAAACAGAUGACAACAAAUUUUUCUUUCUCUUUUUGAACUUGGGUGCAGUCCCUAAGAAUUCAACUGCAGGAAAAUUUACUUAAAUUUAACAUUUUAAGCCAGUUGGAAUAAACCCUUGGGACAAAGUUUGAAAAAAUUUGAAUUUAUUUUAAUAGUAAACUAUAGUGAUGUUUUCACCACUGUCACUGUCAUCGAUGCUUAAGGUCCCUAUUGUGGACCCCAGGAGCCUACAGUUUACUGUCCUUCACUCCUUGUCAGUCUUGCAAUCAUGAAGCAGUGCUGUUACUAGGUUUAUGCUACAACAAGAGAAAUUUCUGAAAUUUGAUUUGUUUAGAGCAGUUGUAUUUCAGCUUAAUUUGAAAUACCUACAUGUGAAAAUUACAAACCUUUUGCGGGUAGUAGUAUAAACAAAUAAUAGCAUGAUUUGUAUGUGAUAUUUUGAAAUUGUCUCAAACUUCACUCGCCUAACGGCUCAUGAAAUUACGCAUAACAAUAAUUUUGAAAUAUCACUCGUGGUAUUUAUGCCAAAUAUCACUACAACUCAUACUAAUCUGCUGGAUAUAUAACAAUUAUUCACUGAAGUGGAGGUGGCUAGUAUUGGAUAUUUACCGAGGCUGCGAAGUGGCGAGGUAAAUAUCCACUACUAGCCACCGACACUGAGGUGAAUAAUUGUUUUAGUAUAUACUAAAACAGUGAGAUAAUUGAGCACAAAAUGAUGAUUUUUAACUCAUUUACUGUUACCAACGAUUACAAUUUUGGUGCGCGAGGACCGAAUGACCACGGUUGUCGCUUUUUCUUAGCGACAAAUAAAACUUUUGAAGGCGUUUGUUUAGCUCUUGCGGGGAAGUUUCUUCAAAAGGAGUUGUGAAUUCUGUUUGUAUUUAAAAUAAUUCUGUAAAAAAGAUUAUUAAAUUCAGUUUUAAGCUUAUUUAUGAACAAGUCCACUAAAUAAAGUAACGGAAGACUUGAGCUUAAUUUGCAUUUGUAAACAAAAAACUUUUUCACCGGUUUUAUCGAUAACUAUUCAAGUCAAAAAGACAAAGCUUUACCUGUUAAAACUUCCAAACCGAACUUCGUCACCUUCUUCAUGUAUUUUGGAAAUAGCUUGCUUGAUUAGUUGUGAAAUUUCUUAGUUUGUUACGGCAGCAAACCGGGAAAGCAUUUUGCUCGCAACCUAUGCGAGUUUGGCGUCACUCGCUCGGAGGAACUGGAGGUGAAUCAGUAAAUAGUGCAGGAUAUUCACUGAUUGAGUAGCCAAUCAGAGUGCCCGAAAAACACUAUCCACUGUUUUAGUAUAUACUAAAUGCAAUUAGUGGGCAGGGAAUUGAACAGUAAGGAAGUUCUUCUAGUUCUAUUUCCCUUUUUUUCCCUUUGAAACUAGCCUGGGGUCAUGCUCGUAGUAGCCAGGGCAAAUCCCUGGUCACCAGCAUUAGUCACAUCCUUGUUGAAGAGUAAAAUUAAUAGUAUUCUUUAAAAACAUUUGCAUCGAGGAGUGGCAUAUGUGUAGACAUUUACACCAGCAUUGGUUGAUUUAAAGCAUUGUUGGCAGUAUUAAAGGAGGAAACUGUUCCCUCAGCAGUCCAUUGUCAUAGGGAUCGGUACUAAGUUGUCUGAUUGUUGGCAUCCAUGCUUCAGGAAUCUCAAUUCCACUAUCCCUGUAGAUAUUGCUAGGGUGGAGUCUUAAGUCAUGUCAUCAUGAAUAGCCUAUGUUGAGGGUCUUGGUCAAUACACAUACUACUUUUAUUUAGUAGUUAUGAAUAUUUUUUAUUAUUAUGGGCAAAACCGACACAGCUCAUCUCAAUAUUCAGAGCAAGUUAACUCCCUCUUCAACAGACACUGAUCCCAGCAUUUUCCAUUUAUCACGAACUAAAAUAAAAAUGCUGAAAGCAUGAUAUCAGAUGUUUCCCAGGAGGUGACUAAACUUGUUUUCACUGGUCAUUGCGUUAAUUUUUGUCAAUCAGUGUGUAAAUUGUCAGAGCUCGAAAAAGGUCUUGUCUGUUAGUCUAGGACAAGUAGAUUUUCUACCUGGGCAUGUUACUUUUAAAGAUUACUUGCCCAACUGGCAAGGGCCCAGGCAAAUCAUCCAGGGUGGGGUCUGGGGGAGAGUGGAAUAACAGUCUCUGAUCUUGAAACUUUUUGGUUAUGCAUUAGUAUUAUUUCUUCACAACUUUUAGUUGGUUGUUUCCUUAAGGUGUUCACCUUUGUGCUUAAAAAUACUCGGAGGUUACGUGACAUGAUUUUCUUGAAUGUUUUUUUUUCAUUAAAGCCAGAGCAUAAGAUACAGUCUGCUGAUGGCCCACUCCAGCUUCACUUGGUGCAAGCUCCAAAAAUGAUGGCUCCUCUGGUUAAAGAAUGGAUUCCACAAGCAUUCACCGUAUCAUUCAAGGUACAUUAAAGCUUUAAAGCUUUCCUUACUAUUCUGUUUAUCUUCAUUGUUACACUACCCUGAGAAAACAGCUGAUAUUUUACGAUGUCACCACCAGUUUCCAGGCUGCAAAAUGACAUCUGAGAAAUGACUACAGAAAUUCCAUACUGAUGAAGUGUCACAACCUGGGUAGUGCUUCUGAUUGGUUAAAAAUUAAUUUUCAUAGAUUUCAUUUUGCUGGGAAAUCAGUGGUUGCAAUGCAAAACAUCAGCUGUUUUUCAGGCAAGCAUUACAUCAGAGUGUACUGGUGAUAUCUUUUCUUCGACCUUCUUGACUGGCAGGUAAAAAACACAGGUCACAACUACAGGUCACUGCGCUAUUGAUAAAUACAUAAUCAUGUAACUGACAUAAGCAGUGUUCCCUUAAUUUAAAACUCUAUUUCAGAUUGUGAUUAGGGCUAGGAGGAGACACUUUCAUUGUUGUUUAUUUACUGUAUGUAGCACGGUGACCUGCACUCUAACCUGCACUUGUGACCUGCGUUUUGAACCUGCUGUUUAUUCCCGAAGGGGGCGGGGGGUACUUUAGGAAUUUCUGGGUGGGGAUGUGCUGCUGGGACCCUGGAACCCUUAACCCAUACCAGAGCUAGUUCAGCUGAAUUUUGCUACCCUAUACUAGAGUAAACUCCCCAAAUCCCCCUAUGCUAGAGUAGCUGUUCCCCUGGUCUAGAUAAAAUCUUCAACCAACUGAUCAGUUUCCUGAAAAAUGAUACCCUAUUCUAGACCCAAACACUCUGAUUUAUAUACCCUAUCCUAGAGUAAACUGCUUGAAAACCAUACCCUUCACAGCGGCACAUACCUAUAUAGCCCAUAUAUGGCAGUAACCCCCCCUCCCCCCCGGGUGUUUAUUAACCCUUGCUAUUCAUUCUCUUUGCAGUUAGAAACAGAUGUGAACAUUAUCUCCAAGAAAGCAAGACGGGCUUUAGCUAAAUACUCACACCAGGUGUGUUAAAAUCUUGUUUGAAUUUAGUGUCUUGUUUCGAAUUUUGUGUCCGUGGCCAUAUAUGGAUCUGUUUUAUUAUUUAUUAGCUGGGAAUUAGAUAAUCUGUGGAUGAUUGGGAACGAGCAUAAAAGUGAAUUUUGACGUACUUUACAUCAUGCAUUUAAGACUUCACAUAGCCUCCAAGACCACCCCAUGUCAAUUUCUGUUUAUCUGGGGUGGGUGGGGUGGGGAGGUUAAUAAUUGAUUUUCUCUUUUUUGGCGGGGAGGUUGGGGGGGGGGGGGGGAAAAAAAGAGAGUUUUGGCAUCUCCUCUUGUGUAAAAGGGGAAAUUUCUCUAGUUAUGAAAUCUAUUCUCAUACCAAAACCAAUUAUUUCAUUGGUUACCAGGUGGUGGUGUCCAACAUCUUACAAACCCGCAAGAAAACUGUAGUGAUAAUCACGCCGACGCAAGAGACAGCCAUAUGGAUGUCAGAUUCGGAGCUGGAGACUGGCAAAGAAAUUGAAGAGAAGAUUGUGAUUGAUCUUAAGAAAAUGCAUCAACAGUUUCUAGCUUCAUCUGUGUUGCAAGGUACUUAAAGCUCUGUGUAUGUUACUUUUCUAAUAAAAAUCACGGUCAUUGUGUGAAGCACUGUAACAUUAAUUUUUUUUGUAACUAAUUGAAGAAGCAAGUAAAUUAAAUGUCAUGAAUGUCAGUUGUUGUCAUUAGUAGCUCUUGCUGUUGCACUCCAACAUGUCCUGCCCUUAACCUGGUCUGCUGACAUAAAACGUGGAGAAGUAAAUGCUAAAAUGUAAGCCUACAUACAUCUGGAAAAAAAUGACAAAUAUUAUUCCUUGAAAGGUGUAAUAUUUGCCAUGAUCUUCUUUCUUUUCUGAAAAAUCAAAAAUUCAAGAUAAGAGAAAAUGCCAAAAAUAAAGCAAGGCAAAACCAACAGACUUUCAGAAUAAUUGAGAAUCUUUUCUCUCAGUUUUUUUAUUUCUUUAUGACUAUAACUUAUUUAUUAAUAUUAUCAUUUUCUUUGUAUUAAUUCUCAUGAGCAUUUGGAACCUCAUGGCUACUAGAUUUAUUAUGUAAACAUUGAGUUAUGUCAUUGGUGUGGGGUUUCUGUUGCUGAGUCGUGGAUGUUCCUCCUCGUGGGGUGUCCCUGGUGAUGGGGAGUGGGGAAGAAUGUCUGUUUUUGCAGGCUUAUUAUAGUGUAGCUGUAAUUAUUAUAGAUUUUAUUUAUACUUGCUCGUAUUUGAACGAGUGUUUUCAGCUCCUUGACGUAACGUGUUAAAAUAAAUGAUUGAUUGAUUGAUUGUGUUACAUUGUAUCAAAAUCUCUAGCAAAAUCACUGUUACAAACACAUACACAGCACAGAUGUGGAAUUUCUCUAACAUUUCCAAAGUUAAAUUUAGCUUGGCGAAAGCAUGUUUACUGCUCUUUUCAAAAACAUGCAAAGUCUCAAGUCCAAAAGCCAACAAACAUUUGUGUUCUUCACUGCCGUCAUUAAUCCUAGUGAACCUCUUAGGAAACGCAGGUUCACUUCGCCGAGUUCAAAAGUUCAUAGUUUGUGAUUUAUGAUUGGUGGAUUUUGCUUUGCUGCUUUGUAAGUUUCUGUGUUUCAAAUUUCUUUGCCCGUUAUCGUAAUUAUGAUUGACAGUAGCAAAAAAUGCAACUGCAUGUAAGCUGUCUUUUAAAAUGCAGAGUUUGCAUGUUAUUGAAAAGUGCAGUUAAUAAGCUGAACUCCACUAACACCCAGCUUAUUAUGUCAAGAUGCCUUAAUGGCAAAAAUUUCCAUGUUAGUGUUCAUUGUUUUGUCAAAUAAGGAACAGCUGAAAUCAUGAACUUGGUUGGCCUGUGCAUGGUUACUACUGUCAUGUGUGUCAUUUUCACCCAAGACAGAGAAUAUCCCCAUACCGUCCCCUACAAAGGGUCAUCUGGCUUGAACAAACCCCAAUCCAUUUAAAAAUGUUUUCAACCCACUUGACUCAGACCCUUUUUAAUGCUGAUUAACUCCACUUCCAUUCCAACACAAAUCCAGGUGUUCUUUUAUUUACUUUGCACUACUGUUUUUACUCUGCUCUCAGAGAAGACUUCAUUUUUUUGCACAUUGCAGAAAAUCUAUUAACCUCCAGAUUAGUUAACCUAUAAUGAUUUUAAAGAAUUUUAAACCACUAUAAAUCCUUUUAAAAUUUAUGGGCUUGAAUUAAAUAAGCCCCCUGAGGAGCUUAAUAGAGGAUUUAUGGUUCAUUCAGCUAGUAUGACCUUCACUAAUGAUUGCUUGUAUUUUGAAAAAAUGGUUCCAAACAACAUAUCAUAUAUAGAUUUAGCCAUGGCUAAAAGCAAAGCUCUCGAUAAUAUUUAUAGUUUGCUCAAACAAAAUAAAAAUAACGAUAAAAUCGUGUGAUGCUAAGUGGUGAGGGCAACGAGAAUGGUGAAAGCACAACAAUAGUUAAUUAGCAAAAAAGCAACGUUGCACAUGCAGCACACUUUUUUUAAACAUUACUUUGCCAUUGUUUUGCACGACUACAAUGAGAAACUUCCAGAAACUUCCUGGUUACACGUUUCAUGGAGAAAAUAAUGUACGUGUUCUUGUUCACUUUUUUUUCACUGCCGCUCAUUUUCACCUUGGUGGCCCGUAGCAUUUCUCAUUUUCUCACCACUGUUACAAAAUUUUCAUGUUGUUCUACCAACAAAAAAUGUAUCCUUUUUUUUUCUCUUGCUCUAGUUCUCUGUCGCUCUCAGUUUUCUCAUUAAGCUUCGCUGGCCGGUCGCCUAUUUUCUCUUUUUCUCUUUAUUGACUCUUUAGUUGUCUCUGCUUCACAAUACACGGGUGGCUACACGAUUCCCUGCCAAAAUAAGCUCGAGCUGCAUUUGGGUUGCCAUUUCUGUAGACUGUUGACUUAUUUUCCAUUGGUAUGCCUGUGGUAUGGACGGACAGUCACUCGGUUGGGCAAUAUACGGUCACCCGAUUACCAAAUUUUCUAGGAUGGAUAGAUUUUCUUAGCUCUGGGGCUCCACUUGCUUGGAGCUCUGCUAUUAAGCCAAUCCUAAAUUUUAGGAAAGGCUUGUUGGGGAGGACAUCAAAGUUGAAAUUUUGCAAAUUAUUUGGGUUUUUGUCACUUCUAAUGAUAAAAAAAAAAAAAAAAACGUAAAAUGUUUUUUUUGCUGUUAAUGUUGAUACAGGUAAUACAAGAUCAGUUAUGUUGACUGAUCAACUUUGUCAAAACAGCAAUCAGAUACCAGCCACAGUUCAGGUAAGUUGAAUUGUCUUAUAUGACAAGGAUGCAAAAUUAUUAAUCAUAACUAUAACAGAAUUCUCAAAUGUGACUGGCUUUCAGCUGUCCUGAUUUCAGCACUAAUAAUAAAGAGGGCAGUAUGAGUCAUGCCUACAUUGUAAGUAACUGGACUGCAAUACGUGUGUUUUAAAAGGUUGAAAAUAUCACUAACUUUGUUGUAGAUACGAUAAAUUGUGAACAGAACUUAUUUGUGUCUUCCCUUUUCGGCUCCAAUCAUACUGCUGAUUAAACAAAUCCGACUCCUGUGUGUUAAUCUCUUGUAUGAUUACAGACCAAAUUAGACUCCGCUGAGUCCUUUUACCAUUAUUAACAGUAAAAAAAAUACUAAUUCAAAGAACAUCAAAAUAAUUUUGUAUCCUUACUCUAGAGGACCAUCUUUGGAUAUCCUUGUCCUCUGUAAACUGCAGCCACUCAUGAUUGUUUUUUAAAGUGAUGGACUCAGUUUUUUUCUCUAUGCAUUGCCACUAACUAUCAGGCAUCCAGGGUAAAUAUUUUGAUGUUUCAUUAUUCCUCGACGCCAUUUCAGUUGUGUAGUCUUGUGUAAUAUUUGACUGUAUACAGGUAUAAAAGCUACAGUAUGUGGUCUGGAAUAUGGAAGUCAUUACUAUGAUUGAAGUUAUGGUUGAAUAUAAUCUCAGAAGAAGAACAUUUCUCUUAACCCCUCUGGACCAUUUUCAGAGCCACUGACACCCCUGACUAGUGUGACUUUUUAGCAUGCCAUCUACUGGGGAAGUACAACCCUCCAAGUUGUGACCAUUUUGGUUGCUAUGGUGCCCAAAAUUUUGGAGUUGGCGACUUGAUUUGUAAAAAGGUCUCCCUAAACCAAAAGAGUUGGUUGCCAAAUGGCGACCAAGCAAAAACUUUAACUUGGAGGGUUGAAGUAGGGAUGAGUAACUCAAUACUGGAAUGAAGAGAAAAUUGUAGAGAAAACUGGAUUACAGUCAGCUGUGUCUAAGAUGGAUACCUCUGGGACUGACAGUAAGGGUGCUUUCCAUAUGAGAACUGGGCAGCCAGACCAGUCAAGUUGUAAAGAGAAUUGCUCUAUUAAUCAUGAGUUUUCAGUCAGAUCAGUCUUAUGUUUUAUAAAUCAUAUGCUCGGCAGCACUGGGUUGUAGGAAAAAUUUGGGUAAAGACCAAUAUUUUAUUUUCCAAUUUUCCAGUAAGGCUGGCCAGUUGUGAAUCUUGGAAAGUGACCUUAGUGUCCCUCUAAAAGAGGUGUCCGCCUUUCAGAGAAACAAAGAAGAGGACUGAUGAGAAAGGAGGCCCAUCCAUCUCUUAGGGCAGUGUCCAUCUUUUAAGAGAUGUCCAUUUAGAAAGCAUUGAAUGUGUCUUGAUAAAUCCACAGGUGGGCCACUUUAUAACAACUCAUAUUCAACCUCUGCCAGUUUCUCAAAGUGGAGAAGGCGUUAUCACAGGGUUCCCACCAUAUACCAUUUCCACCGCUUCUCUUGCCCUGCCACCUACAGCAGCUGUCCCUCAAAUCCAACAAGCAAAAGCAGAGGAGGCACCUUCAUCUCAAGAAAUUGCCCAAGGCACUGCUCCCGAGCUGUCUGAUUUGUCAAAUUCCUCAGCCCAGAUAUUUGGCACUCUUGCAGAUAGCUGUUUGACCGCAGACAUGAAGGCCUUUAUUGAAUCUUUUAGGGCAAGAAGGAUUGCACUGGGAUACACCCAGGAAGAUGUGGGUAAUGAAUUGUCACACACCAACGGACAUUCUUCUUACAGUCAGUCAUUUAUCUCCAGAUUUGAAUCUAAGAAUCUUGGUCUGAAGGCAGCGGAGAAAAUGAAACCUGUUUUGCAAGAAUGGAUUGAACAAAAAGAAGCAGAGUGUGCCAAAGGAUUGCGAAUGUGCAAAAAGCGUAAAAGAAGGACCUCCUUCACUAACGAAACUCUCCAGUUUCUUAUUAAAACUUUUGAACAAAAUUCAAAGCCCACCAGUGCUGAAAUUGUGGACAUUGCUUCAAAAUUAGGUCUGGAACCUGUCACUGUACGAGUAUGGUUUUGUAACCGAAAACAGAUGAUGAAGCGCAUGGUGUCUGGAAAAGGUCGUGCUGUUCACUCACUCAAGGCUGAACUUGAUGCUAAGAAACAGGAAAGUCCAAGCACAGAGGACAGAGAAUCU